CUCUGUGAUAUUUUAGGGUUUAUCCGCCAUGGCGACACUGUCGUGGGGGCUGGCGCCGAGUCCAUGCCGCAUUGGACGCCCCAGGCCGCGGCGAUCGUCGGGCGCGAGCUGCCAGCACUCUGCGAGGCUCGCAGGAUCGAGUUCUUGCAUCCCGGCAUUGCAAAACGGGAGCAAUGUAGCUGAUAGCUCGCAAGAAUCCGCUUGGAUAGCCGCCCUAGAUGGUCUGGAAUACGAGGAGGAGCAGCAGGGCAGCUAUGACAGGAGGAAGGAUGAGAAGGACCGAAUUGAUGCAUCGUGGAAUCCUCUCAAGUACAAGGCUCCAUGGACGCAUGCCGAUGAGCAGCAGCCGCGAGUGGACGAGAGAACCUGGCGGAGGAAGGAUCCGGUUCUCUCGACGAUCUCUGGGUAUCCGCUUGGAUACAACCAAACCAGCACGAAUCCCCCGCUGGUAACUUCUUACGAGCAGUUUCAACAGCACGAGGUAGCCGAAUCCACGAGAGACUCUUCCGCAGUGUCGCAGAUCGCUGACAACUUACGCAGGAUAAAAGCUCCCCAGAGAGACAUCGUUCCGCAGAGGAAUGAAUCCAGGAUUGGGAAUCUAGUGAACCGGCUAGUUGGUCCAGCAAUCACUCCUCCUGGCGAAAGCUCCAUGUUGUCUACGUUUCCAUCACAGACAUGGAACGCCAACUUGCCAGCAAUGCUUUUGGAGGAGCCGCCAAAGCCUGCUCCAAAGUUUCCGUGGGAAAUGGAGGAUUUUUCGAAGGCUCCGUCUGGAGAAGAAGAACAGCCGCAGCGAAGAGUGAGACCACCAUCGCUUGCCGAGCUCGUGCUUCCGGAUGCCGAGCUUAGGAGGUUGAGAACGAUGAUUAUCCACACAAAGGAGCGGAUUAAAGUGAAGAAGCUCGGCAUCACCCGCAACGUUGUGCAAGCGAUUCACCAGAAAUGGAGAACCAGUGAGAUUGUCAAGCUGAAGUGUGACCAAGAGGUGGCCAUGAACAUGAGGAAAGUACAUGAGGAGUUGGAGAAAAGAACAGGAGGCUUGGUAAUCUGGCGAGCUGGAGCUGCGCUCGUGAUCUAUCGUGGGAAAGACUACGCUGGUCCUCCUAAGGAACGAUGGAUUCCAACCGAAAGCGUGUCGAAACCGAAAGAAAGUGUGGAGAAACCAGAAAAGUCACACGUAUCGGGAGAGUUGCUAGGCAUUGAUACACAGUUCAAGGAGUUCGUGAAUCACAUUCCGUUCAUCGAGGCGGAGUACGAGAUGCAGAUGGAUCGAUUGUUGGCCGAGCUUGGUCCGAGAUAUGCAGACUGGAAAGGUGAUAGACCCGUGCCAGUUGAUGGGGAUAAGUUGCCUGCAAUCGAUCAUAACUUCAAGUCACCAUAUCGACUUUUGCCAUAUGGAAUGGAACCCAAGCUUAGCGAUAGGGAGUUUACGAAUCUGGUGCGGCUUGCAAGACAAAUGCCACCGCAGUUUGUUAUUUCAAGAAAUAAGGGGCUCCAGGGUCUGGCCAAGGCAAUGGUGAAGUUGUGGGAAAAGACUGAAAUCACCAAGGUUGCGAUCAAGCAAAGCGUUCAAAGUACAGACAACGCAAAAAUGGCUGACGAACUUAAGCGGCUUACAGGGUGUGUACUUCUUGGAAGAGAGAAAACCCACAUGAUAUUUUACAGAGGAAAGGAUUUUCUUCCUGCUCCAAUUGCUGCUGCAUUUGAAGAGCGUGAAGCCAUGUCUUUUGCAAACAAAGACGUUGAAGACAAAGCAAGAAUGCUGCCUACGGGAAAAGUUACCGAGAAGAUAGUCCACGUUGAACAAAGGCCACAGGAAACAGAAGCAGAUAUUAAGCUCAAGGAGUGGAUUAAGAACCAAGAAGAGGAGAAACGCAGAGCGAUCGUUAUGAAAGCUGCCAGAGCAGCCAGAGCAAGACGGAUAGAGAGGCGGCUCGACAUUGCCGUUCGCAAGAAGGAAAAGGCAGAGGAAGCACUGUCUAAAGUUGAGAAGCUUAUGAAGCCGCGUGAGCCUUCAGAAGACCGCGAAACGAUUACGGAAGAAGAACGCUACACCCUGCAAAGAGUUGGGCUUAAGAUGAAAGCAUUUCUUUUGCUAGGACGGCGAGGAGUCUACUCUGGCAUUAUUGAGAACAUGCAUCUGCAUUGGAAGUACAGAGAACUCGUGAAAGUGGUGUACAAGGGAAAGGACAGAAUGGACAUCGAGGAUACCGCGAAAAUGAUCGAAUGCGAAAGUGGAGGCAUUCUUAUUGGCAUAUAUCCAGUCUCCAAAGGACAGGUGUUUUUGUACUAUCGUGGGAAAAAUUACAGACGGCCAGAGGAGCUUAGGCCGCACAAUCUUCUCACGAAAAGAAAGGCCUUAGCAAGAUAUACGGAAACUCAACGACGAGAGUCUUUGUCUCGCUACAUUUUAAGCUUGGAGCAUGACAUUCGAUCACUGGGUUAUAUUCUGGAAAAGGCUAAAGCUGACGAAAGCGAGUCUGAUGAAGAUGCUGGGUCUGAUGAAGAUGCAAGUGACGCCGACGUCCAAGACGACAACAGUGAUGACAAGGCAGUUCAGCUUUUGUCGACGAAAGGCGCCACUCAGGCUGAAAUGCCUGUCGCGCCGCCAUUAAAACGAUACCAAAGGUCGAGGCAUCUUGAUCUUGGUCCGAUUCUUCGGGCGGAACCUCUCUCUAACAGAGAGAGGUUGAUACUGCGGAAGCGGGCGCUACUGAUGGGAAAGCCUUCGCAUUUUCAUAUUGGGAAGUGUAAUCUCGUUGGGGGCCUUAUAACAUCAAUCAGGAUUUUCCUAAAGAAACGUGCGCUGGUAAAGAUUGGGAUGAAAGGUCGUGCUUUAGGAACAUCUGUCCAAGAGCUGGUAAAGCUUAUCGAGGAUGGUACGGGAGCAGCCUUUGUAUGCCAAGAGAAGCAUAAAUUGAUAUUCUAUCGUGGGUGGCCCGAAGGAACGAAGCACCCAGCGUACAUGGACGAGGAUCUGUCCGCCGAUCUGGUCGCAGCGGUUAAAGAAGAAGACGGAACGGAUUAUGCUUUUGCGGAUGAAAGUCGCGAAGAAUCAAACACGGACAUGGAAGGCGACUUGGCAAAUGAUAGUGGAGAUGAGACUGCAGGGGAAGUUUCCGAGCUUGAAUCUAGUAGUGACGACGAGAGCUCUGAAGAGGAUUACAGCGAUGAAGCUGACUUCUGCAGCGGCGAGGCUGACUUUGGAAGGGAUCAUGCAGAUAACUCGGCUCCCAACUACAGGAAGGCCGAGGAGGAAUCGGCUUACAGCACUGGUGAGGAAAGCGAUGAUGAAGUCUGGAGUGUAUAUGACAGCCAGGAUCAAGAGAAGCCGCGUCCGGCUAUAGUGGACGAGUUGUAAUUCAGUCAAUCACACUGUGCGAUUUUUGUCGGACGAGCCUGACGUCAACGGGAUUACGUGUCGAAAACUCGUAAAAUAUUCAAGGGAAGGCGAAGAAUCUCCAUCUCGUGGUCUUUGGAUCAUCUUUUAGCUCUCGCCAAAGCUCAUGGUGCCUUGCGACCCGUAGGCUGUAUUAGAAAACAAAAUUAUUCUUCGACCGUGCAGCAGGCAAAGUGGCAGAGGUCACUCCCCAUUCCAAUCAAUCGGUCUUCUGCAAAGAAAGCGAAGAUAAGAAGCAAGAAGAAGCCGCCUCUUUCCAAGCCGAAAAGAAAAUCCAACUUGGCGUGGGACCGAACUGUCGAUGGCUGUGGCUAACAACGAUUCUUCCCUGCACAACGAAAGCGUCCCGGUAACAAGCACCAGCUCUCGCAACUGUCUCGAGUCGCUCCAAGCAUCCGUGCUGCAAGACUGUAUCUUGCAACGCAACAAACGACAUGAUUUGGAGGCCCGCCGCUGUCAUGUAUGAUCAUCCCAGCAAGAGUGAAUUCGUCCCCCGCAACAGGAUUUUUGGAACGCUGGCGACCAACACGCUGGGACCAAAGAGUGGUGCCCAUGUCUAGAGAGGAGCUCUGACGAGAGAUAAGAAGCCGCAAUCCUCACGAGAAAACAAGCAAGCGAAGUCAUGGACCACAGCCUGAGAGAGUAGUAAACACGAACAAACGUCGUGCCACGACCGCCAAAUGGAAGCCAUUUUUUCAAAGACAUCCGCCCGCGAACUGGACAGCGGCUGGGAUGGCGCCACGCGGCCGCCCUAGCCCCCAUCCAACGGCUACAGUUUGAAGUUUCUAUUUCCGCCGUAGAUGCGCCCCAUCUAACGGCUGCCACUGACGAGUUCUUUCUCCUGUGUGGGCGGCA
Molecule: messenger RNA, 4255 nt
Organism: Selaginella moellendorffii
Lineage: Eukaryota; Viridiplantae; Streptophyta; Lycopodiopsida; Selaginellales; Selaginellaceae
Product: CRM-domain containing factor CFM2, chloroplastic
Exons: 15
Coding region: 29-3361 (1110 amino acids)
Biological process (GO): RNA splicing, via transesterification reactions
Molecular function (GO): mRNA binding
Source: RefSeq, a predicted model, not a curated record